CGGAGGCGGGGCGGGUGUCACUGCCCCCGCGUGGGGAGCGUCCCGCGGGUCGGGGCAGCCACGCCACCCCCUGUCCGGAGGGUCCGGCAGCAGAGCCCCCUCCCGAGAGCCCGCAGGGGACCCCGGCCAUGGCGGACACUGCUGCCGAGUUCCUGAGCCUCAUCGGGCUGCAGGAGCUGGAGGGGUGCCUGUUUGCUGAGAGGCUGGCGGUGGUGGCCGUGGGGGCCUCACCAAGGGACAAGGAAGAGGGCCAGUGGUGGAUGGCAGCCCAGUGGGCACCCUACCAGCGGGAAGAUGAGCCGGUGCAGAGCUGCAUCCUGGUGCAAACCAGGUUCCGAGGCAAGAAGGAUGGUGUGCCUGCCUCCAGCACCCUCAAAGCCUAUGUGACCUGGCAGCUGGAGACCCUGGAGCAGGAGGAGCAGGAAAGCCUUGAGCUCACACCACACCCCACAGAGAAGAUGACCCACAUUGUGAGCCACGAUCACGGGAUGACUGUCUGGAAGACCCUUCAGGAGGGAGAGGCAGAGCCACAGUGCCAGAGCUUCUCGUACAGCCGGGCCCGGCUGCAGGGGGUGCUGCUGGAGGGCGCCAGCCUGCUGCUGCUGCGGGUGCUGGCACGCCGGCAGACAAUGCCCCCCGACCUUGUCUUCCCAGCCAUCGGCACCGAGGGCGACCUCUGCACCUCCAGCUAUUCUGCCCUGGGCAUCCAGCAGCAGGCAGUGGGCUCAGCAGAGACAGAGGUGUUUGUGAUCCAGCGAGCCGUGCACACCAGCACAGGCGCCUCCACGGUGUGGCACAGCAGCUUCCUCCCCAACGGGCGCUUGGCUCAGCUGAUGCAGAUUGGCUCCCCAGUGCUGAUGCUUCUACAGGAUGAGUCCAUCCUCAGCAAGUCAGGUAAGUUCAAACCCCGGCUCCCGUUCCCCAAAGAUCACCUGGACUGGGAGGAGGACAUUGAGCUCUUCUCCUGUUUUCUGGACAGGAAGGAUGAGCUGCAGCUAUCCCAUGCUGCCUACCUCCAACAGCACCCCGAGGUCCGGGCACUGCUGUCUGACUUCCUCCAGGCAUUGCUCCUCCAGCAGCCACAUGACCCCAUCUCCUUUGCUGCAGAAUUCUUUGCCCACCAGCUGCCCAUUGGGACCCCCUUUGCCUCCACUGGGGCCGCCAUCCCCCUCCCCAACUCCUCACCUGGCCACCCUCCAGCUAAUGGCAAAUAAAGCAG
Molecule: messenger RNA, 1219 nt
Organism: Ficedula albicollis (Collared flycatcher)
Lineage: Eukaryota; Metazoa; Chordata; Aves; Passeriformes; Muscicapidae
Gene: CATIP
Product: ciliogenesis associated TTC17 interacting protein
Exons: 9
Coding region: 129-1214 (361 amino acids)
Biological process (GO): cilium organization; actin filament polymerization
Source: RefSeq, a predicted model, not a curated record